Aplysia californica (California sea hare) is the source of this 1389-nucleotide messenger RNA. Its product is annotated as phospholysine phosphohistidine inorganic pyrophosphate phosphatase. Gene Ontology annotation, cellular component: cytosol. Gene Ontology annotation, molecular function: phosphatase activity; inorganic diphosphate phosphatase activity. The transcript has a single exon. Gene Ontology annotation, biological process: dephosphorylation. Lineage: Eukaryota; Metazoa; Mollusca; Gastropoda; Aplysiida; Aplysiidae. The record is from RefSeq and is a predicted model, not a curated record. Bases 156 to 965 code for a protein of 269 amino acids.
UAGCAGUCAUUAACAGUCAAAAAAUAAUUUUUGUCCAUCUCGAGUUCCUUUCGCAUUAAUUUAUAACUGUGUGGGAACAAGGACGAAGUUCUACUGUUCUACCUGGUGAACGGUGAACUCGAGUGUAGACUCUACAGCAUCUCCCACUCUCAACAAUGCCUUCUUCCACUUUUGCCGGACGAAAUAUCAAGUACGUUGUUUUGGAUAUAACAGGGGUUCUAAAAGAAAGUGGUCCAGGAGGUGGGCAUGCUAUAUCGGGCUCAAUAGAUGCCAUCAAACGGUUGUACAAGAAUGGGUUUCAAGUCCGCUUUUGCACAAACGAAACAGUUAUGACUCGUCAUACGUUGGUACAGCAACUGAAGAACAUGGGAUUCGUCAUAGAUGAAAUCAAAGUUUUCCCACCUAUUCCAGCCGUUUGUAAAGUGCUUAGUGACAGGAAACUGAGACCUCAUUUGCUUGUUCACCCGGAUUCUCUUCAAGACUUUGAAGGAGUGGACUGCUCAAAUCCCAACUGUGUUGUCUUGGGCGAUGCCACUGAGCAGUUUUCCUAUGAAAAUCUCAACAAAGCCUUCCAGUGUUUGAUGCAACUAGAAAAGCCAAUUUUGUUCUCAUUGGGAAAAGGCAAGUACUACCAGGAAAAAGGAAACCUUGUUUUAGAUGUCGGAUCGUAUACGGCUGCUUUGGAGUAUGCCACUGGUGUUACGGCUGAGAUUGUUGGGAAGCCUUCCCCAACCUUUUUUGGUGCUGUGUUGCAAGAUAUGGGGGCUACAGCUUCAGAAACUGUAAUGGUUGGGGAUGACAUUGUCAGUGAUGUGGGGGGUGCUCAAGCAUGUGGAAUGGCGGGAGUUUUGGUCCGUACAGGCAAGUUUCGACCAAGAGAUGAAAAUCAUCCAAAUGUAAAACCUGAUGCGAUCGUGGAUAAUCUUGCCCAGUUUGUAGACAAUUUAUUAGCAAACAUGGCCUAAAUUUAAUUAAUUUUAACUCUUUCCUUCCAGCUGUUAUUGUGACCUCUUUUUCUCUAAUUGUGUGCAGUCAGCCAUCCAUUUUGGUCAAUAUUUAUCAAUGCCAAUUUGCUUGGGUUUUUUUUUAAGCAAUGAUGAGAAUCUGAAAAUCUUUAUCUAAUAGUUUUUUUGUGUAGAAAUUGGGAAUGCCUUCUAUCCAAAGGUAAAGAGUUUUUUAAAGCUUUUAAAAGAAGCUAAUACAGUCAGGCACAGAGAUAACAUCAUGUACUAGGAGAAAACUGGAAAUCAUGGGGAUAGAAGAAGAGCUCUCGUACUAGAUUUCUAGUUGGCAUUUUCCCCAACUGAUUAAAAAAUUUGUGCAUUUUAAAUUUUAAAUAAAAUGUGUCAGACACAUUUGUGAGGCAGCGUGGUGGAAUCAGGCUCUCGU